Molecule: messenger RNA, 1848 nt
Organism: Sycon ciliatum
Lineage: Eukaryota; Metazoa; Porifera; Calcarea; Leucosolenida; Sycettidae
Product: tRNA selenocysteine 1-associated protein 1-like
Exons: 12
Coding region: 86-1048 (320 amino acids)
Biological process (GO): selenocysteine incorporation
Cellular component (GO): nucleus
Molecular function (GO): tRNA binding
Source: RefSeq, a predicted model, not a curated record
UUACUUUAGCUCCUUGGAAUUCAGUCGUUCUUUGACCUCUUGAGAUUAAGGUAAUACAAAUAGCAACCAUCAGAUAUCCAGCAGAAUGUCGACUACAGCAUCCGCAUCUACUCUAUGGAUUGGUGGGCUGGAAUCCUAUAUGGACGAUAAAUUCAUCACGAAUGCAUUCGCAGCACUAGGAGAAAGUUUCCUGUCCAUCCGCACUCCUAAAAUCCGUGGCAGCUCGCAACUGGCAGGUUAUGCGUUUAUAGAUGUGACUGAUGAGGACACAGCAACUCAGAUGAUGAAGAAACUCAAUGGCCUACCUAUCCCAGGCAGUGAGCCCGUCAAGCAUUUCAUUGUCAAACGGCCCAGUGCGCGAGCUAGUGGACCAGAGUUUUCCGUGUUUGUUGGAGAUCUGUCGAACGAUGUCACCAGUGAAUACUUGAAUAGGUUCUUCCGCAACCGCUACACAUCUGUGCGGGACGCAGUUGUAAUGUCCGAUGCUGCUGGGCUGUCACGAGGCUUUGGGUUUGUUCGCUUCACCGAUCCUGACGAGCAGCAGCGUGCCAUGACGGAAAUGCAAGGCGCCAAGGGCUGUGGGACAAAGCCACUUCGAGUCAGCGCGGCCACCUCUGGCAAGAACCGCACCAGUUCUUCGCAGUCAGCCGGUGGCUUAUCGUCUAUGCCGGCGACGGGCACCGGUGGGGGCACAGCCGGUACACCAACAUAUGAUCCAGCUACUAUGCUAGCUAUGCUGGCUCAACAACAGCAGCAGCCACAACAGCCACAGCAACAGGCUGCAUACAUGCCUGGUUGGCCGGGUGUGGGCUGGGCGGGCCAGCAACAGAUGUACGCUCAAACCUAUCCGAUGUACGAUGAAAGUGCUAUGGCCGCAAGCAGCAUGGCGGUAGAGCCGUGUGAAGAUCCCAAUCCUCCCAUAGACACGGAAGAGCUGAAUGCUGCCAUUUUCCGGGCGGAAAACGUUUUGUUUGAUGACAUGGAAUCAUCGCAAUGGCAGCCAGUUGAGAGUGUCAUGUCUGGCAUUCCAUCCCUCCUGCCCGCGUAGCCUCAACUCGCCGCAAUCAUCAUGUGACCGUGCAUUUGUAUGCGCGCAGCAGCGGUGUUCCCCAAGAGUGUACGGUUAGCUCACACACUUCCCGUGGAGAGAGGCUAACGGCCUGUAGCCACUCAAAGCCUGUGACUCGUGUGAGCAUGUGUCCAGUCACAAUGUGCGCAAAUGAAGUGAGUACGCAUCUUUCACACGCCGCCUGGGCUGCGUUAUGUUGCUGCCAAGGCCGUUCGAGUGACUGCUUCGGAUAUGACACACAAGCAGGGCUAGGAAUGUAGGCACGCUGGCCGUGGCUUACUACAGCAAGUACACAGUGCACCUCAAGGCCCAGAAAUACCAUUGUCUCUACGAACUGCAAGUGUUAGUUGCGUGGCGUGCCAAGAUCUGACUUGCGACCGGGUAGUGUACUGAUCCAACUGAUGCGUCUUGUUUUCUAGUCAAAGCCUGACGAAUAACUUAGUGUCACUGAGUGGUGUGUGGCAGGACUUCAUGUAACAAGCAGCAACAGCUGAGUCUGAACAAGUUAGUAACACUAAGGCGUUCUGAUAUUUUGUCUUUUCUAGGCAGUGUUCCUGAGUUCAUCUGUUUCGCUCACUUAUGCAACUUGUGUAGACAGAGUUGUAUACUAACAUGGCGGGACUCUUCCGCUGAUUGUAAGCUAUCGUCCUGUCUGUACCCCCGUUUGAUUCUGUGUCCCGUAUACAGUUUAUUUGAUUCGUUUCUGGGAGAAUAAUGCACUCCCAUAAUUUAUGGCAUUGACAUCCGUAAUAAAAUUAAUACACUGUAAUACACUUCAA